GCCGCCGGGCCCGAGGCCGGAGCCAUGGGCGAGACCAAGAUCAUCUACCACCUGGACGGGCAGGAGACGCCGUACCUGGUGAAGCUGCCCCUGCCCGCCGAGCGCGUCACCUUGGCGGACUUUAAGGGCGUUCUGCAACGACCCAGCUAUAAGUUCUUCUUCAAGUCUAUGGACGACGAUUUCGGAGUGGUGAAGGAGGAGAUCUCGGAUGACAAUGCCAAGCUGCCCUGCUUCAAUGGCCGGGUGGUGUCCUGGCUGGUGUCGGCUGAAGGCUCACACCCAGAACCAGCGCCCUUCUGUGCUGACAGCCCGGCAGAACUGCCACCGCCCAUGGAGCGCACAGGAGGCAUCGGCGACUCCCGGCCCCCAUCCUUCCACCCUCACGCUGGUGGGGGCAGCCAGGAGAACCUGGACAACGACACAGAGACAGACUCCUUGGUGUCUGCCCAGCGAGAACGGCCACGCCGGAGGGAUGGCCCAGAGCACACAACCCGGCUGAAUGGAACUGCCAAGGGGGAGCGGCGACGAGAGCCAGGGGGUUAUGACAGCUCCUCCACCCUGAUGAGCAGCGAGUUGGAGACCACCAGCUUCUUUGAUUCAGAUGAGGAUGAUUCCACCAGCAGGUUCAGCAGCUCCACAGAGCAGAGCAGCGCCUCACGCCUGAUGAGAAGACACAAGCGGCGGCGGCGGAAGCAGAAGGUUUCCCGGAUUGAGCGGUCUUCAUCCUUCAGCAGCAUCACGGACUCCACCAUGUCACUCAACAUCAUCACCGUCACUCUCAACAUGGAAAAGUAUAACUUCUUGGGGAUCUCCAUUGUGGGCCAAAGCAACGAGCGUGGUGAUGGAGGCAUCUACAUCGGCUCCAUCAUGAAGGGUGGGGCCGUGGCUGCUGAUGGACGCAUUGAGCCAGGAGACAUGCUGUUACAGGUAAACGAGAUCAACUUUGAGAACAUGAGUAACGAUGACGCGGUCCGAGUACUUCGGGAAAUUGUACACAAACCAGGGCCCAUCACCUUGACUGUAGCCAAGUGCUGGGACCCAAGUCCACGUGGGUGCUUCACACUGCCCAGGAGUGAGCCCAUCCGACCCAUUGACCCCGCGGCCUGGGUCUCCCACACUGCAGCCAUGACCGGCACCUUCCCUGCCUACGGCAUGAGCCCCUCCCUGAGCACCAUCACCUCCACCAGCUCCUCCAUCACCAGCUCCAUCCCUGACACAGAGCGCCUAGACGACUUCCACCUGUCCAUCCACAGUGACAUGGCUGCCAUAGUAAAAGCCAUGGCCUCCCCUGAAUCCGGGCUAGAGGUCCGUGACCGAAUGUGGCUCAAGAUUACCAUCCCCAACGCUUUCAUCGGCUCGGAUGUGGUGGACUGGCUGUACCACAACGUGGAAGGCUUCACUGACCGGCGAGAGGCCCGCAAGUAUGCCAGCAACCUGCUGAAAGCCGGCUUCAUCCGCCACACUGUCAACAAGAUCACCUUCUCCGAGCAGUGUUACUACAUCUUCGGCGACCUCUGUGGCAACAUGGCCAACCUCUCCCUCCACGAUCACGACGGUUCCAGCGGCGCCUCCGACCAGGACACGCUGGCCCCUCUGCCGCACCCAGGGGCCGCCCCUUGGCCCAUGGCUUUCCCUUACCAGUACCCGCCACCCCCACACCCCUACAAUCCGCACCCAGGCUUCCCAGAGCUGGGGUACAGCUAUGGCGGGGGCAGCGCCAGCAGUCAGCACAGUGAAGGCAGCCGGAGCAGUGGCUCUAAUCGUAGUGGCAGCGACCGGCGGAAGGAGAAGGACCCUAAGGCCGGGGACUCGAAGUCGGGCGGCAGUGGCAGCGAAUCGGACCACACGACCCGCAGCAGCCUGCGGGGGCCGCGGGAACGGGCGCCCAGCGAGCGCUCGGGUCCUGCCGCCAGCGAGCAUAGCCACCGCAGCCACCACUCGCUGGCCAGCAGCCUGCGCAGCCAUCACACGCACCCAAGCUACGGCCCCCCUGGGGUGCCCCCUCUCUACGGGCCCCCCAUGUUGAUGAUGCCCCCACCGCCCGCGGCCAUGGGGCCCCCGGGAGCCCCUCCGGGCCGCGACCUGGCCUCCGUGCCCCCCGAACUGACCGCCAGCAGACAGUCCUUCCGCAUGGCCAUGGGAAACCCCACCAAGAAUUUCGGGCUGUUUGACUUUCUGUGAGUCCCCAGCGAGAGGAGGCCCAGCCUCUGAGGAGACCAGGAACCUUGCUUCAGCAGCCCCUCAGGGCUUUCCAAGGAUAUUCAGCCCCUAUACCCACACUUCAACAAACAUGUCAAGUCACUAGACUUCUGAAAAUCACCCCAGCCUCUCACCCACCUACGAGAGCCUCUGUUCCCCUUUCCCCAGAGAGUUCUCUGCUCUCUCAUUCCCUCUCUCCCUUUUUCUCCCUCUCUGUCUGUCUGUCUCUCUCUCUCUCACACACACACACGUGCCUAUGCAAGUUCACUUAAGCCUCAGGGCUGGUCCCUGACCAGAGGGCUGGACCCUCUCUCCCAGUCCUCUCCCAGGUUGUGGGGCUGGUCCCCUGACUUUUCUCUCUUCAUAGCCCUCACACCUACCACACAUGUGCCCAUCAUCUUCCUAUCUGAAUAAAGCCCAUAAGCUGGACUCAGCACAAGAUACCCCAGGCAACUAACAGUGUUUUCACAGUCAUCAUGAUAACUCAGAGCAAGGUUGGGCAGGAGGACUUCUGGGAUUUCAGAUAGAGUACCAGGUUUUGUGGGGUGAUUUUUUUUCCUUAACCGUAUUCUCCCAUUUAAACAAAUCACAGCUUUCUCUAUGAGCCUCUUCUAUAAAUUCUGGCUCACCUAGGCUUCCAUAUUUUUAGACCUGGGGUGUCAAGAGUAAGAUGAAGUCCUAAGCUCCCAAGUUUUGGUGUAAACCAGGGUAGGGGUAUUUUGGCAUUCAUUCAUUUAACACAUAUUCCCGGUGGGGGGGGUGCCUAAGGGCUGUGUUAGAAGUGUAACUCAGUCUUGUCUUCCUUCUGGGAGCUCUAGGUUUGCUCCCAGCCCAGACCAUGGUUGCCUCUAGCCACUACUAUGGGGCUGCCUCCUGUACUUCUCUUCCUCCUCUGGUUUCGCCAUCUCUGACUCUCUUGAGGAUUCUUCCACUAUUGCUCAUGCCUUAAGGGUCCCUGUAUUCCAUCAUUGGUCCACUUCUCUUUCCUCUCUAUUUACUUCCAAAAUAGAAUCAUCCAUCCUGAUGUCAACUGCCAUUGAUAUGCUGGUGAUUCCCCAAUAUAUAUCUCCAUCCCUAACUGCCCUUUAUCUUUAGACUGGUAUUUUUAUCACCUGCUGGAUAUCUCCUUGGACAUGUCCAGAUAGACUCAACUCUUUCCCUCCGUACCGCCAAGUAUGUUCCUCCUGAAUUCCAAUCCUGGUUACAUUCAUCACUCUUCAUAGGCUCACCAGCUAGAAACAUUUAUGGGCUUAAAUUCCUUCCCAUAUUUUACUAGUCAGUAUAUCAUAUCCAUUCCACUCCAAGUUUUCUUGAAUUUGGUCCUUCCUCUCCCCUCUGCCUCUACUCUAGUUCACAGGAGCUUGGGAUUUGGAGUCAGGUUAUUCUGGGUUUGAAUCCCAACUCUACUACUUUUUGGUUGUGUGAUAAGAGAGUUAUUUAAUCUCUCUGAGCCUCAGUUUUCUCAUGUGUAAAAUGAUAAUAAUACCUACCUCACAGGGUUGUUGUGAGGAUUUAAAUUAGAUAUUGUACGAAAAGUGCCUAGCACAGUGCCUGGCACACAGUAGAAUAGGUGCUCAAUAAAUGGUAGCUAUU
Molecule: messenger RNA, 3792 nt
Organism: Budorcas taxicolor (takin)
Lineage: Eukaryota; Metazoa; Chordata; Mammalia; Artiodactyla; Bovidae
Gene: DVL3
Product: dishevelled segment polarity protein 3
Exons: 16
Coding region: 25-2181 (718 amino acids)
Biological process (GO): intracellular signal transduction; canonical Wnt signaling pathway
Cellular component (GO): cytosol
Molecular function (GO): frizzled binding
Source: RefSeq, a predicted model, not a curated record